This is a messenger RNA of Oncorhynchus gorbuscha (pink salmon), 6009 nucleotides long. Its product is annotated as lysosome membrane protein 2-like. Gene Ontology annotation, molecular function: scavenger receptor activity. Gene Ontology annotation, cellular component: cytoplasm; lysosome; membrane. The transcript has 12 exons. Lineage: Eukaryota; Metazoa; Chordata; Actinopteri; Salmoniformes; Salmonidae. Gene Ontology annotation, biological process: receptor-mediated endocytosis; protein targeting to lysosome. The coding region runs from base 504 to 2021 and encodes 505 amino acids. The record is from RefSeq and is a predicted model, not a curated record.
ACACAUGUUGAAGGGAGAACAGCAGACAUUGCGGUGUGACCAAUCAACAUUCGUUUAGCGCACAAGCGCGACCUUCUCACCACCCUACAAAUAUCCACUGGGAUUAUUCAUACAGUUUAUUACACCUUCACCACCCCGGAUUGCAGACGACCUCCUUUUAUUGUGAAAGAUCUCAUUAUUAACCAGGCAGCAGAUAACUAAAUUUAGCAUACAUUCCUUUUCUUGCAAUGACUUACAACUACGAAGAGUAAAGAAGUGAUUACCAUUAUAGUCGACUAGAAUAAACAAAUAAAAUCGGUAACUAAUACAGAAUCCAAGUUCUACCACUUUACAAGUUACGGAAAAACUGACCACAAACCACAAAAGAGGACAACAAGGUCAACUUUGACGAUGCUUUGUGCUUGAACUUGAAGAUAAAAGCGCAGCCGACUCAGGUGCCACAUUUCAACUGUAUAGUCCUCUUCUUGCUGUGUUACAACUUUUACGCGCCGUUGUCCUGCAUCAUGACUCAAAGAUCUUGUGCUGUAUAUGGAGUUGGGAUUGUCUGCGCUCAUCUGCUGUUCAUCGGGAUUGGUUUAUUUGUGGCUCAAGUAUUUCAAACUACAAUACAUAACCGGUUAAAAAAGGAGUUAACUCUGACAGAGGGCAGCCGUGUGUUUGAAACAUGGAAGAACCCUCCUCCUCCCAUCUUCAUGCAGUACUUCUUUUUUAACGUCACCAACCCAGACGAGUUCCUGGCUGGAGCCAAGCCUUUCGUCUCUCAGGUUGGCCCUUACACAUACAGGGAGUACAGGCCCAAGGAGAACGUGACCUUUUUAGAGAAUGGGACAAGGGUCGCUGCCUACCAAUGCAAGACCUUUGUGUUUCUGCCAGAGAGGUCAGUGGGUGAUCCUGACAUAGACAUGAUCACAACCAUCAACAUCCCAGCUGUGGCUGUGAUGAACAAAGUAAAGAAUAGCUUCUGGAAGAGUUCUUUGGUGUCUAUCUGGAUGAACUCCCUGCAUGUGGGCAUGUUCAUGACGCACACCGUCAAUGAGCUUUUGUGGGGCUUCAAGGACCCUCUGCUGUCCCGCAUACACCCCAUGAACCCUGAGAUCGACGAGUACUUUGGCCUCAUGUAUAAGAAAAAUGGAAGCAAUGAUGGUGAAGUUGUUUACCAUACCGGGGAGGCAGACUUCAUGGACUAUGGCAGGAUAGCCAGAUUUAAAGGAGAAAGCAAACUGAGUCUGUGGACAUCUGAGCAGAGUAACAUGAUCAACGGUACAGAUGGCAGUGCGUUCCACCCCCUGCUGUCCAAGAAGGAGAGACUGUAUAUCUUCAGUCCUGACCUGUGCAGGUCCAUCUUCAUGGAGUUUGAGAAGGAUGUGGAGGUGAAGGGACUCCCAGCAUAUCGUUUCACCCCUCCUCGUGACGUGCUGGCCAGCAAGGAGGAGAACCCAGCCAACGAAGGCUUCUGUGUCUCCCCCAAAGAGUGCCUGGGUAGUGGAGUACUCAAAGUCAGCGUGUGUAAAAAAGGUGCUCCAGUGGUUGUGUCUUUCCCUCAUUUCUACCUGGGCGAAGAAAAGUACACUAACGCCAUUGAAGGACUGAGUCCUGUGAGAGAGCACCACCAGACCUACCUGGACCUGAACCCGACCACUGGUGUUCCUAUCCGUGCCAGUAAGAAGGCUCAGAUCAAUAUCCUCAUCAACAGAAUCUCUGGCUUCCCGAAAACCAAAUCCCUGAAUGAGACUAUCUUCCCUGUCAUGUUUAUCAAUGAGACGGUGGUGAUAGACGACACGUCGGCUGCGAAGCUCCAAAAGCUGUUGCUGAUGGUGACGUUGGUGUCCAACCUCCCUCUCAUCAUUGUUGGUCUGGGGGUCUUGCUGCUACUCGUGUUCAUCUGCCUCAUCGUCUGUGAACGCAAACUGAAGAUGACAACAAAGGAGGACACAUCUUAUUCUCCUGUGAGAAACAAGGAGGGUGACGAAAAAAAUGUCAGCACCUACAUUGGCAUGACUCCAAUUAUUGAAAAGUCUUGAGGAGGGAAUGGGACGUUUUUGUUGUUGUUGAGAUUCACAGAUCUACUGUGUGUGAGUUGCUGUUCAGAGUUGAAUUGUUGCCUUUCUGUGCCUCAAAGUUAUAGUCUUGAUCAAUGUGACACAAGUUACACUAGUAUUGUGAUAUCUCCCCAUUUGUUUGUUUGUUUGGAUCUCGUUUAACCCACAAUGGAGGCUAUUCUUCCAAGAGUCCCUGUAAUAUUGGUUGAUAAUACACGUGACCCUUUGACCUGCUGUUUCAGACAUUCUCUAAAAGUUCAACUGUUUGAUACCUGUUAUUCACUUCUAAUCUCAUUGUAAUAUAAUGUACAUAAAAAUACAAUAUCCUGUAACAAAAAAAACCUUCCUUCCUUCUUCCCCUGAUUGAAUGGAUGAAAUCAGUAUGGUGGAGGGCUAAGUAAAGCCAUCGCUAUAUUGCAUGAUUAGAGAUGGCAAGGGAAGGGAACAUGUUUUUUGAAUCCAGCUGAUCACUAUGGUCCAGUUUCCCAGACACAGAUCAAGCCUAGUCCUUCUCAAUUGAUAAUCUCCAUCGAAACAGCUUUUUAGUCCAAGGACCUGGCUUAAUAUUUGUCUGGGAAACCAGCCCUACUCCAUGUGUGUGUCCUAAAGGUGUAUGUAUACUCAUUUAGGUACUAUGCUAGGAACUAUGCCCUUGUGCAUCAUGGGAUGGAUUAAAAUGUAGUAUAAUUCUCUACCCAUGAGUGUCAAAGAAGCUCAAGGAAGUGGUAGAAUUCUCUAUUGAGGAUGUCCUUUUUAUGAAUUUGGAUUCAUAUUAACACUGCAAUUUUUUUAAUGUUCUAAUUAUUACAUUUCUACAGCUUAUCACGUUUUUAAUGCACUGAUUAAAUUGAUAGUUGGUUGGUUGAAUAAGUUCAAAUAUGUAAGGAACGAAAAUGAAGUCUAACUAUGUUUAUAAAAUAUGUUACAGAAAAUAUCUCUGUCCAUACCUAAUACACAGGUUACCUUCACUAUGAACUUGUAAGUGGUGAUAUGGUUGCAAGUGUCACGUUGGUAUGAAUAGAUUCGGGAGACGGGCUCAGGAAUGCGUAAUAGUUUUUUUUGUUAAGCCCAAAUUACGCCCUGCCAUGUAAAGGCACUGGGACAAAGACCAAACAAACACGUUAAGCAACACAGGGUAGAAACCCAAAACAAAAGAGCGAGGAGUACCUCAAAUAAAUAACACAUGCACACAAUGAUUAACACAUUGGACGAGACCGUAAUCAUCUGCGCAAUCCAGAAUGGCACGAAAGCCAAAACACACAGCACAGGUACUCACACGCACCAACGGACAUAGUAACAAUAAUCGACACCACUAUGGUGAACAAAUGGCACAUACAUACAAAUACAAUCAGUGGGAAUAGGGGCCAGGUGUGCGCAAUGAAAGUUCCAGAGGGAUCCGUGACAGUGAGCAUUUUUAAGUGUUACAUGUAUGUGUGUGACAUUUGAAAUUUAGGGCCAGGUUUCAUUAUGGGCCUUUUUACUUUUAUCACGGUCACUGCGCUCAGACCGAGUGAGGUACGGUCAAGCUGGGCAUCUCGUUGAACUCGGCACAGCCUAGAGAGUAUGGUAAUGCCAUUGCAGGCUCUGUGUGUCUUUAAGCCCUGCACCGUGUCACUCCAUCCUUGCUGUCUGUGUGUGUGUGAGAGUUUUUUCUUUGACAUCUGUUGGGAGAAAUUAUUGAUUUACAGUUCAUGAGGGUUGCCUAAUCACACAUAUGAAGUUUUGGAAAGAUCUGACCUUUUUAACCCUUCCGAACAGCCCCUAUGACCCCAAUUUACGGCACUUCCGGUUGGCACAGGAAGCUGAAAGUAAACACAUAUCCUCAUUGGGGUAGGCUUUUACAGAAUCCUGAGUUUAAAGUCGUUACGUUAAGAAUUGAUUGAUUUACACAGGGUUGAAUGCAGUCAUUUUCACAAACUACAGGUUUUGUACAUCAAAACACCUUUAGGGUGAUUUUAACCACUUCCGGUUGAUCCAGGAAGCUUAGAAUCAACACAGGUAGACCUCAUAGCGACCUGAGGAAUUGUCAUCGAAGACACGUUCAUAAGGCAUUCAUAACCCACAUAGGCUUCAGGUUGAAUUUCGUGGAGCAGGCAAUGUAUUCCUAUGGGGAGAGAAGUCAUUGCAAACUGUUUGAUGUAAACACCUUCUUUUCACUGUUAAGGGUUAAUGCCACACGGUCAAGGUUACGCUUGCACAGAUUGGGAGGACCUCAGGAAUGCUCCUGAUGGCUAUGUGUUUCUUUAAGCCCCGCACUGUGUCUCUCCAUCCUUGCUGUGUGUGUGUGUGUGUGUGUGUGUGUGUGUGUGUGUGUGUGUGUGUGUGUGUGUGUGUGUGUGUGUGUGUGUGUGUGUGUGUGUGUGUGUGUGUGUGUGUGUGUGUGUGUGUGUGUGUGUGUGUGUGUGUGUGUGUGUGUGUGUGUGUGUGUGUGUGUGUGUGUGUGUGUUUUUUCUUUUCUGUUGGGUGAAAUGCCUGAUUACAGUUCAUGAGGGUUGCCUAAUCACACAUAUGAAGUUUUGGAAAGAUGUGAUCUUUUUAACCCUUCGAAACAGCCCCUAUGACCCAAUUUAAGGCACUUCCGGUUGACGCAGGAAACUGAAAGUGAACACAUAUCCUCCUUGGGGUAGGCUCUUACAGAUUUUUGAGUUUUAAGUCUUUUACGUUAAGAACUGACUUAUUUACAGAGGGUUGAAUGAUUGAGUGUUAUUUCAGAAAAAUCACAGAAAAUCACAGAAAUCACGUAGAGUUCUGAAACCCACCAUAACGGAUUCAUCUGAACAUGCCGCAACUGGAUCUGUAAUUUCUUGGGGAAAAAACACAUUUGUACAUUGUACGAUUUCUCUUACAUUAUGAUAGAUAAAUGUCUGGUUCUUUUUUUCCUUACACCGUAGGUUCAUGUACUUUGAUGUGAAGCGGUCAAAUUAGCACUGUAUUUUCAUUUUUGACCUUUAAUCCCAGAAAAAUGGCCUGAAUCUUAAGGGAUUUUUAUCAAUAAUGACUAAUUAUGUAUACAUUUCAAUCAGGACUGACUAAUCAGAAUAAUAUUAUGUUACUGUAUAGAUGUAUGAAUUUUCUUUUAAUCUUAGUACUGAAUAUAAUGUGUGUAAAUAUAAUCAAGAAUUAAAACAAUGACUCUGUUCCUUGGUAGAAAUAAAUGAACUUAUCGUCAGACUGGCUAGAAUGCUUAUCUACACAGGAAGACCUUGGCUCGGUCAUAAAUUAUAUUAAAUUGGUAGGGAGACGAUGUGGGAAGGCUUGAGAUACUGCCUUUGUACCAGGGUGGGAGAAGAGACGGGACAGUUUGAACACUAACGACGUAAUUUUCACUUUAUAACCUGUGGUAAACUGUAUCGUGUUCAGUACUCUCGAGAAUAAACACUACAGAUUGAUUUAGAGACUGGUCUCUGUCCAUUUUAUGCAAAUAAGAGUCUUACAAAUUCUUAGGAGUGGACAGAGUGUAUAAUUUAAUUGGGUAUUAAAACAUAUAGGAAUUGAAUUCCCGUAACAAUUAACUCAAAAAGCGUUGAGGCCUCGACGUCAUCUUGUUUCGGGGCUAACAGCCCAUUAGUCCAAACCUAUGCUCACCAAGUUUAGUCUUUUCCAUUUAGGAGAAAGGGCCAUGUCGUGAUUGGUGAUGUUUUGUACAUUUGCAAUAAGAUUCCAUUCGCUAUCUGGUGGAAUUUACCGGGACAGCGGAAAAAUGACCAAAAUUUGAACAUUUUAAUAAACGCAAACUGAAUGUCCGAGAGACUUCGUUUAAUGACUUCCCACAAGAUCUGGCCCCGGUGCACGGCCCACCACCAUCGGCAAAUUUUACAAACAUUCGCAGCCGUCUAGUAACGGACCGUAUAUUUGCAAUAUGGAGUUUCUCAUUGAUCAUACAGCAAAUGCCGAAAAGUGCCCUUUAUGUAUGUAAAUGAGAUAUGUAUAUAUUUCAUUUUCAAUAAAUGUGCAAACAUUUCUAAAAACA